Messenger RNA from Ostrea edulis (European flat oyster), 5394 nucleotides. RefSeq names its product putative extracellular sulfatase Sulf-1 homolog. Bases 630 to 3176 code for a protein of 848 amino acids. Gene Ontology annotation, molecular function: N-acetylglucosamine-6-sulfatase activity; glycosaminoglycan binding. Lineage: Eukaryota; Metazoa; Mollusca; Bivalvia; Ostreida; Ostreidae. The transcript is spliced from 18 exons. The record is from RefSeq and is a predicted model, not a curated record.
UAAGUAGAUUGAUAAUCACAAUGUGCUGUUUUAUCCUUAGGAAAAUAAUGAAAUAAUCCAAGGAAAAUAGACAGGGUGUUAUAAGAGGGUUGAUCUCUCGGUGGGAUGUCUGGCACCGGUAAUGCACUGACUGCUGUAGAUGUGGUUUAUUACGCCGUGAUCAAAGCCGUCUUUUAAGUAACCACAGUUUAAUGCCAAACACAUUGUUAAUCAACUCUGUGAAUUUUUUGUUGCUGUUGGACUUAAAAAAAAGUUUGAAGUUUCCAUACUUGGUUCAGACAUGUUAGUCGUCAAACAGCCCCUGAACAUGUGGAGUAGAGCUGGCAUUGAAGAGUUUUUCCCUGGUGCUCGCUGAACUUUCACAGUUGGGUAAUAGGAUGUUCAUGUAAUAAUGUCGCAGUGUUAAAGAAGGCUUUUGGUGAAACAGGGAAGUUUUUUUUAACCCUUAAGAAGACACAAAUUGAAAGUUUCCUCGGAAGUUAAUUUGACAUUACUGGUCAGGAGUUUGUUUGAUGGAUUCAUAUGUUUAGGAAUCACAUCGGGAUGUCACCCAAGUCAGCUGACCAUAAGCAUUCUCGAGAUAGUUAGAGAAGACCACAUUUGUCUGCUGUGCCGACUUGACACACACUAUGUGGACAUUACAUAUUUUAUUUGUAUGGAUGCUGAUGCUGGGGCUUAGUCUGGGGUCAUGGCACCAGUCUCAGUACGAUGACCCCAAAAGCAGCAGUCGUCAGAAGAAAAGCCAGAAGCCCAAUAUUGUGCUCAUUCUGACUGAUGACCAGGAUGAGAUGCUAGGUUCUAUGGAGGUGAUGCCAAAGACCUUACGUAUCAUGAGAGACCAAGGUGUCCAUUUCAACAACUCGUUUGUUUCCACUCCAAUGUGCUGUCCAUCACGUAGUUCUAUUCUGACAGGUCUAUACACACACAAUCACAAUGUACACACAAAUAACAAUAACUGUUCCUCUCCUUAUUGGCAGAGGACCCAUGAAACUCGGACUUUUGCCACCUACCUCAAUAAUGCUGGCUAUAGGACAGGGUACUUCGGGAAAUACUUGAAUGAGUAUAACGGAACCUACAUUCCUCCAGGGUGGAGGGAGUGGGUGGGGCUCAUAAAAAAUACCAGAUUUUACAACUACACUGUGAAUUUCAAUGGAAAUAAAAUGAAACAUAUGGAUAAUUAUUACCAGGACUACUUCACAGACCUGAUCGCUAAUGACAGUGUUACUUUCCUGAAGAACAGUAAACAGUAUUUUCCCAGAAGGCCAGUGCUAAUGGUACUGAGUGUCCCUGCCCCGCAUGGUCCAGAAGACGCUGCCCCUCAAUACCAGCACCUCUUCUAUAAUAACACUCUACACAGAACUCCAACAUGGAACAUGGCCCCCAACCCAGAUAAGCAGUUUUUGUUAAAAGUUACAGGAAAAAUGGAGCCAAUUGAACAGAAGUUUACGGAUAUUCUCCAUCAGAAGAGACUGCAGACUCUGCAGUCUGUGGAUGAACUAGUGGAAAAGGUAUACAAUGAGUUGUGGUACCUGAAUGAACUGGAAAAUACCUACAUUAUUUACACGUCAGAUCACGGCUAUCAUCUGGGACAGUUUGGAGUCGUAAAGGGGAAAUCCAUGCCUUAUGACUUUGAUACACGAGUUCCUCUGUAUAUCAGAGGUCCUGGCAUCAAACCAAGAUCUAAGAUCUCUAACAUUGUGGUGAAUAUUGACUUGGCACCGACUAUUCUGGACAUGGCUGGUGUGGCGGUUCCCAGCCACAUGGACGGACGGUCGAUGUUGAAGCUUAUCCGGGCCAGGAGUUACAGAGACCAGGAUCAUGGUCGCAUUGAUUCCAAUAACUUUGUUACAACAAAGAGACCCUGGAGGGACACCAUCUUGUUGGAAAGAGGAAAAGUUACAAUCAAAAAGAGAAAGGAGCUGAUGCGACAACAGAAAAAGAACUUCCUAGAGACGGUGAACAGUUUACCAACCAUCAGCGAUUCCUAUCUUAAGUAUGCCACCCCAAAGCAAAAGAGGAUCUUCAAGGAGUGCUCCAAACCCGAAAACCAGCCACCUUGUAAAAAGGGUCAGAAAUACCAGUGUAUUCAAGAAUACGGCCGAGAAAUGCCAAGGCUAAUGAAAUGUCGGCUGAAUGACAAGGGGAGACGAAACAUGCAGAAGGACGGAUAUCUGUCCAGGAAAUACUGCCCCUGUGGUCGCAGGAAGUACAAGAUGAACAGAAGGGAGAAACAGAGUCAGAAACAGUUCCUGAUGAAGCAUGUUAGCAAGGGUUUUACACCAAAAUUCAUUAGAACCAAGAGGUCGUAUCUACAGAUGGUUGGCAAUGUAAGCUCUUCAUCGCAGAAUUCUAUAUCAUCUCUACCAGUUCAGCCAUUCGAUCGGCGCUGUAGAGUUUUACCUAAUGACACUGUGUCAUGUGAUCGUGUUUUGUAUCAAGACCCGGUGGAAUGGAAAACUCACAAAGAAAAACUGGAUGAAAUGAUAGAAGAAUAUAGAAAAAUGCUGGAAGAUCUAAGGGUCUACAGAAAGCAUUUGAAGGCAUCCAAACCAUUGGACUCCUAUCUGAACCAGUUUGGCAAGGAGGACACAGGAUAUAUGGAAUACGAGUGUGAGCCAUGUAAUAGCAGGCGACUGGAAAGGAAAAAAGAAAUUGAUCAGAGACGUCGCCGUAGACGUAACAGGAAGAAGAGGCGGAAGCACAAGCCACUGAAUGGGGAGAAAGCCAACUCUCCGCUGUGGAAUUCGACCUACUGGAACUUGCCACCGGAUGAGAAAGUGAGUCGUCGUAAACACCCUGCCUGUAAGAGAGCCACCAUGGACUGUACCCUGAUGGAUAACACCCACUGGAAAACGCCCCCCUAUUGGACCAAUGGUCCAUUCUGUUUCUGUACUAACUCUAACAACAACACGUACUGGUGUAUACGAACAAUCAAUGAAACACACGAUCUACUGUACUGCGAAUUCAUCAACAACUUCAUCAGCUACUAUGAUCUAAAAAAAGAUCCUUAUCAGAUGAGGAAUGCUAUACAUGAUGUAAAUUAUGGCAUUUUACAACAACUACAUGAACAGUUGAAUGCAAUGAGGGCAUGUGAAGGUUCAAAAGAGUGCAACAAAGCUGGACUUUGGUACAAAGAUGAAAGUAGAUCAAAUGAUGAAUUGGCUGAGGAUGGAUGAUGCUUGCCUGUGAUAGACGGGGGUGCUGGUCUACCUCUGUAGAAGACUUGGGAGGGGGGAGGCAGGGAUGAUCGGACGUUUAGACAGACUGUGUUCAUUCAUUUCUGUGAUUAUCAUUCGUCUUACAGAGGACAUCUUUAUCGUAUCGUCAUUUCAUAGUCCAAGUUAUGUGAUACUUUUGUGAACAUUAAGGACAUACAUAAACUGCUCCUGCUUUUUUUAUUUUUAUUUGGAAUGCACUAAAUGUAAUAGUGGGUUUUUUUUUACUAGGAUAGUGUUUAGAUUUUAUACUUACAAUGUUGAAGACAAUGACAUCUGGACAGCAAUACAAUUGUUAAGGUUGCUAAUCCAGACAGUGCAGGCUGGUUAUACGUUACAUUAGUACUAGUUUGUAAACUGUAUUAGAGUAGAUUUUGAUGUAAUUCUGAUACUUUAUUGAACAAUCUGUAAUGUGCGUUGUACAGGUCCAUGUAUGAUAAUGAUUUUAUCCAUGUUUCCGGUCCUUUUCAUGCUUCUUGUUAUGUGUAGGUGUUCUAAAAUGGACAUGCAUGUAGCUGCAAAACUUCGUGUUUCAUGUCAUUUCCAGAAUUGACUAUGAAUUUUCUUAUGAUUUUUUGUAUGUAUUAGAUUCAGGUGAUUAAUCACAGUAGAGAAGACUUUAGUCACUGUUCAGUCUAUUUAUACUAUACAGUCUGUAUUUGGUAUGGAGUAUUCAGUACAUACCAUGUAUUAAAGUAUUAGCUCAACUCCAUUCAUUUCUGUGGACACUUUUAUAAUUCUAAUUUUGUUUGGAGAUAAUAAUAUAAUAAUAAUAAUGUUACAAUAUUUAUUUAAAUAGUGCCUUAUAUGACUAUAAAUAACCAGUCUAAAGUGCUGCACACAAUAAAAAUGAUACAGCAUGUUUUAAAAGUAGUAAAAGGAAAUUACAAUAGCAUUAAGACAGAUAAUAUCAAAACAUCGAUGGACAGAUGCAUAUUGAAGUUGCAGUUGUAUUUUUUCUCUCGAAGAAGAAGAAUAUGACAAUGAAAACAUCAAUUAUUAAUGAAGAUACAUGUACAUAUGUAUAAAUUGCAAAAGUUUUGUCGACAGCUUCAAGGGGUAAAUAUUUGUGCACUUUACUGAGCCUGUUUCAGCACACAUGUACUGGAUCAUAAUUUAUUUUGAGCUAAUUGAUCCAAGUAGAGGGUAAAUCAGGGUUUAUUUAUUAUGUACACAUGUAUAACUACAGUCUUACGAAUCUCCAAGCUAGGUUAUGCAUUGCAUGACAAUAAGAACAGUCUUUUUUCAGUAUCAUAUUUUGAUUAUGUGACCUGUAUUGAUUUUUUUUAUUUCUUGUUUUCAUUGCAGUACAGUAUUUAGUACAGUAUUUAUUUGUAAAAAUAUAUAAAAAUUGUCAAUCAUGGAUUUAUAUAUUAUGUUUUAUUUCAGGGUGACAAAUCUAAACAAGUUUUGAGCUGUGUACAGACAACUGUGCUUUUACUCAAAAUGGGGUAGUUAUGGCAACUUAGCAUAUUGAAUUAAAUGUAACAUGUUUUGCAUAGUGAAUUAUGUGUUUUUUAUGAUAUGAAAGUAUUGAUAAGAAUAUUUUGACUUAGAUAAUGUGUGAUCAGUGAAUAUGUGCAUCUAAUAGGUUUACUAGAUGCAACCAAUUCUCAUGUGAUUUCAUAAUAUUUAAGAAAAUAGAUUAUAUUUUGAAAUGUGCCUCAAAAUUUUGAUAUUGGCAAAUAUUCCUUGGUUAAUGAUAUUCCUGUACAUAAAAUUGAAAUAUCAAUUGAAGAAUUUUAUUUAUUUAAAAAAAAGAUUGCGUGAAACUUUUUUCAUAGCAUUCCUUAAAAUUGGAAUUCUUUCAUACAUUUUUUGGACACAAUCCCUGUUUAAGUCUAUCACAGCAACUUUUUAAUUUUAUGUGUCGAAUUACUCCAUCAUUUUUAUAUCAAGGUAUGAGGGAAAUUCUUAAUGAAGGUUUUUUUGUCUUUCAGAAUUAGUUGUAAGUGCUGUGUACAGUGCAACAAAUGGCUUAUGCCUUAAAAAUAGUAUUGGAAUUUUACUGAAAAGAACAAUGCUACAAUAGCUGUCAUUUUUCACCAGCAAAAUUGCAUUUUUAGUUGGAGGAUAUGCGACAUGAGCUCUCUGACCUUCCAGUUUCUUUCCUGUGUACAUUUGCUCUAUAUUAUAUGUAUCUGUAAAUUCAGCAUUCAUUUUAAUGUCUAAAACUGUG